GUUUGAAGUCCUAAGCUUUCUUAUGCUGUGUUAUAAUUCUGCUAUUGUAUAUAUGCCUGCCUCUUCCUAUCAGUCGCUUUGCAAGAUGGGUUCUAGGCUCUGUGUGAGUGGAUUUCCACGACAAAAUGAAAAAUGCUGGAAGGAAGAUGGCUGCAGAGUACUAUUGGAUCCUGAUUUCAUGGUUCAGUUACUCACUGGAAUCUAUUACGCUGUCUACAAUGGACAAUGGGAGCUUGGUCAGGAAGCCCUGGAUGAUAUAAUUUAUCGAGCUCAGCUUGAACUCUAUUCUCAGCCACUGCUGGUUGCAAAUGCAAUGAAGAAUUCAUUACCUUUUGAUGCUCCUGAUGCAUCACAAGGAGGACAGAAGGUUUUGAAAGUAGAGGUUACUCCAACAGUGCCAAGAAUUUCUCGGACAGCUAUUACAACAGCUUCAAUCCGCCGACAUCGCUGGAGAAGAGAAGAUGGUGACGGAGUCAGUGGAAGAGAAGAAUCUGUGAAUUUCAAUGAUGCUGAUGAAGGGUUUUCCUCCGGGGCGUCACUUAGCAGCCAGCCACCUGGGACCAAACCUUCGUCCACAUCUCAGAGGAGCAGCUUAAGGAAAGGAGUUGCUGGGCUUUUGGCCAAGGAUAAGGAGAUCAUCUUGGCUACCAAAUCCACAGACAGCCCUCGAGAAUCUGCCCGUAAGCAGUACUUGCAACAGUCAAUUGACCUCAGUACAGAUGCCAUUGAAAUUACUCCCACAAAGAAACAUUUGAGUUUGCCUGCUGGGCAGGUGGUACCAAAAGCCAGCAGUGUAAGCCUGAUCCGAACUGCAAGUGCUUCUUCCAGUAAAUCAUUUGACUAUGUGAAUGGUAGUCAGACGGGUUCCAAUGUUGGCAUUGGCGGUGAUGGCGUUACUAACUUAGCAGCCGGCAACUCCAAUCGUUUUUCAACCAUUAGUCUACAAGAGGACCGGUUAAGUCAAGCUGGAAAUGGCAAAGAUGUCCACUCACCAGGAGCUCCUCUGACUAAGCAGUCCAGAUCCCCAAGUUUCAAUAUGCAACUAAUAUCCCAAGUCUAACUUUUUUUUUUUUACCUUCCUAUAUUUUUUUCCAUUUGUCCAAUUCUUUUUUUGAGCAACAUCUACAAUCUUCAUCUUAUCGUUUGAAAACCCUGGCUUUUGGUGAUCUUGUCCGAUUCAUUUAGAUACUAUACUAUAUUUUGUACUGAAACAGCAAUAAAACCUCGUGUUUGCGCCCCCCUCUCCCAUAAAUGUCAUUGUGAAAACAGUAUAAAAUAUACUUUAUGCCUUUUCCAAGCCUUUGGUUCUCCUUGGGUGAUGUGCAAUCCAUUGUAGGCAGAUCAGUUCCCAUUUCAACACUGUGAGUCACUGUGAGAAGAUUGGAGGAAAUGGAGAAUGUGAUCCCUAUCGAAACAAAGCUUCGGCUUUCCUGAGAAAUAGUAAACGGGUUAGUUUUCUCAGUCUAAAGUUCUGCAAAGACUAAUGAAUUGUGAUUAUUUUUUUUUGUCUCUUGGAACCAAGAGUGCCUCAGAGAUUCUAGUAGGACUUUUGGACCUCUGAGUUAGUGCAAUCAAUUCUGUGGGAGAGGAAUAUUGUCAUUGCUUCUGAUGGCGGUUGAAAUGCACUUUGUCACGAACAUUAGAGUAGUCUUCCUCUACCAUCCAUCCACCCUCGCCCUCCCAACUUAAUGUUCAGCUACCCGAGACAUGUAUUUAUGACCAGGAAAUUGCUCCUUCGAAAUGAAUGGGCUGUAAGUAGACAGCAUAGAUUGCAAUGCAGUUUUAAGGCCUAUGGAGCCAUGUUUACAUGUCUUCCCCACCCAGGAAACAGGGUUGUUUCUCUCCAUGGUAGAAAUUUGAAAGAUGAAAUACAUUUAAAACAAGAUUGAGAAAAAUGGGAACAUGGGCUUUCCCAAGUAUGACUACUCAUCAAUGCUCCUUUAAAAAGUUACUUUUGUAAGUUGAGAAUCUUUGGAACCUACAAGAACAAUUGAAGUUUAGGUGAGGGCAUUUUUUCAGGGUGCUUGCGGUGGAAUGUCUAAAUUUUGUCAUUGAACAAACUCAGAAGCUUCAAAAAGGACAAGUGGUUCUCCAGCGGGGAAUGCCAGGAACAGAGGCAGUGGCUGCUGGAAAUACUGGGGCAUCAGUUUUCCUUAAAAUCAUUUCUCAAGCAGUGGGGUUUUUUUGGGCAGCUUUCUCUUUCCAAAGGAAACAAUUCACUGCCUAUAUUUUGAUCAAUCCAUUGCAGUCAUAGUUCAUAUAGUUAAUGUAAUGCGGGUGUGUGUGAGGGAGCUAAAGAUAUUAUCUCCCCCACUUUAAUCUGGGAAUGCAUACUGUUGAAUUUAAUCUUGAAUGCAUGUGGUGUGUCAGCAAUACGUGAUAUCUGUGCUGUAGAUCACUGCUUUAAAUUGCAUUUCUUAUUCUAAAGAAAGUGUUCAUCAUGUUUUGAAGAGUAAUGUAUACAUGGAAAGCAAAGGGGCUGUUUGGCCUUCUUAUAUUUUUGCUGUACUUUGACCUGGAAUUCAGUUGACAGUUAAUGAAAGGAACAGAUAUAAGUUAUAUUCCUCCUUCCCCGAAGUAACCUUUUGAAUUAUUUAUAGGUUGAAAAGAUUCAAACAUAAUACAUUAUUUUCAGAAGGGUCAAAGAUUAAAAUGUUCAGAUUACCAAGUGCCAUUAUUCUGCUAAAGAAAACGUUUAAGUUUAGUUGAUAGUUUCCAGUUCUUCUACUCUCUUUUGUCUUUUUUCCUGACUUUUGAUUUGAAUCUGGAGUUUGUCAGAAGAAUUGUAGCUAAAGUAACCCUCAUUUUAAAUUAUUACUAUUACACUAAGUAGUAGUUACUUUGUAUAGGCACUCAUUAAAGCAAAGCUAAUGUCAAAUUUAAUUCCAAUAUUAUUGAAACUCAGGAAUGUUUCCCAGCGAUUCACUGUAAUUAUUGAAUAUUCAGAAUAAUUUUGAAUAAUAUGUAUAAUGUAGGUUAGACUUCUUGAGCUCUAAAGCCAUCCAUUACAGACAACUUCAAAAAAGUUUCUUUGUUCUGUAGAAAAAGUGAGAAGGAACCUAGCUGUAUGUCUUUAUUUUUCUAGAGAACUAAUAUGAUUCCCAUAUAAUUCAGCAGUCUUUUUUAAUAAUAGAAAACUAUGACCAUUAUACAGAAAACUGCAUGAAUAGUUUUAUAACCAGGGACUUUGGGCUUUCAAGUGUUAAGUAGUAGUUCAUUGUGCAACAUAUUAAACUAUGGUUGCAUCCUUCUGAUUUAAUGGUGUGAAGAUCACAGAAAUGAUUAUGACCAAGGUGACAGGAUUUAAAAACCAAAACUACUGGGAUGACCAAGCCUGUGGUUAUACCUAGAGUAGCUUUUUAAGAUCCAGAUCCAUGUAUUCUACAUAGCAAAAACCAAGUCUUAGUUGAAAAGAAAUAUUGCUGUAAUUCGGACCAGUUAAUUUAUUCAUUCUUUUUGAAAAAUUUAAGUCACAAGUUAAGCUUGUUUUUU
Thamnophis sirtalis is the source of this 3492-nucleotide messenger RNA. Lineage: Eukaryota; Metazoa; Chordata; Lepidosauria; Squamata; Natricidae. The record is from RefSeq and is a predicted model, not a curated record.